Molecule: messenger RNA, 876 nt
Organism: Acanthoscelides obtectus
Lineage: Eukaryota; Metazoa; Arthropoda; Insecta; Coleoptera; Chrysomelidae
Source: the annotation of a GenBank genome assembly
AUGAAAGAUAAAAAAGGUCGCGGUGCAAAAUUAGUGAAAUGCUACGUUUGCUUAUUCAUUUGUUUUUGUACAAAAGCCGUGCACACUGAGUUGGUCACAGAUUUGUCUACGGAAUCAUUCAUAUUGUCCUUAAGACGAUUCGUAUCUCGAAGAGGUAAACCCCGUCAAAUUUGGUCCGAUAAUGGGAGGAAUUUCGUAGGCGCAAAUUCGGAAUUAAGGGCACUAGGUACCUUUUUAGACAAAAAUAAAGAUUUACUUUGUGAGGCAUUUACUAAAGACGAAAUCCAUUGGCAGUUUAUUCCCGCGCAUUCGCCUCACUUUGGAGGCCUAUGGGAGGCAGGAAUAAAAUCAGUUAAGUAUCAUUUAAAACGUGUAGUUGGUGAACAACAUUUUACGUUUGAGGAGUUAUACACCAUACUUGUUCAGAUAGAAGCUAUUUUGAACUCGCGACCUAUAUCUCCCUUAUCCACCAACCCCGAUGACCUGUUUCCUUUAACCCCGGCUCACUUCAUCCUGGGAAGGACUACAGGCGAGGUGCCAGAUCCUGAUGUUACGCAUAUACAGCAACACAAACUGUCUCAAUUUCAAAAAAUUCAAAACGUCAAGCAGCAUUUUUGGAAACGAUGGAACGUGGAAUACGUGGCAGAGUUGCAGCGCAGAAAGAAAUGGACUACAAAUGAUCAACGGGUGCUGGAACCAGGAAUGUUGGUUCUGAUUAAAGAAGAUAACAUCCCACCAAUGAAGUGGAUGCUUGGUCGAGUGUUAUCUGUGUCCAGAGACGUUCAUGGUGUUUCUAGAGUGGCUACGUUGAAGACACAGCGUGGUGAAGUCAAAAGGGCAUUCUCCAAACUAUGUCCUUUACCCAUCCACGACUAA